This is a messenger RNA of Colletotrichum godetiae, 492 nucleotides long. RefSeq lists its product as uncharacterized. The transcript is spliced from 2 exons. Gene Ontology annotation, biological process: carbohydrate metabolic process. The record is from RefSeq and is a predicted model, not a curated record. Bases 1 to 492 code for a protein of 163 amino acids. NCBI's taxonomy places the organism in Eukaryota, Fungi, Ascomycota, Sordariomycetes, Glomerellales, Glomerellaceae. Gene Ontology annotation, molecular function: isomerase activity.
AUGGCUGUAGCCAACGGUCUCCGCAUCGCCGUCGGCGGCGACGACGCCGGCUUCGACUACAAGGCCACAAUCUCCAAGGACCUGGAAGCUGAUCCGCGAGUGAGCACAGUCGUAGACUUCGGCCCCAACUCCGCGACAGACAAGACGGCAUACGCACACUUCGCCAUCGCUGCUGCCGAGGCCGUUGCCAGUGGCAAGGUUGACCGGGCCAUACUCAUCUGUGGCACCGGGCUAGGUGUCGCCAUCUCGGCGAACAAGGUCCCAGGCGUCCGGGCAGUGACAGCGCACGACAGCUUUUCAGUGGAAAGAGCUGUCAAGAGCAAUAAUGCGCAGGUGCUGUGCCUCGGUCAACGCGUUAUUGGUGUCGAGCUUGCGAGGCGGUUGGUUAGUGAGUGGGUGGGUUAUGAGUUUGAUCCCGCAUCUGCAUCCGCAGCAAAAGUGAAAGUCAUCGAUGACUAUGAUCUGAAGCAGUCGAGUGGGAUCAAGGCCUGA